CAAGAGACAGGAGGAAGACGCAAAGAGACCGCUCAGCACUUUGCUGUUUGUUUCCAACUGCUCUGGUUCUCUAUCCGAGCUUUUUGAAAAGGUCUAACUACCGCUUGUACUAUGCGCCCGCUUUUCAACAGCCCUCUUUCUGUUUACCACCCUAAAUGUUCCUCACCUAGUGCGCCAUGAAAGUCAAAGUGAUUUCCCGCUCAGAGCAAGAUUUCACCAAGGAGCGCACAGAGGAUGUGCAAAAGGUGUACCGCAACCUAGACCCUGCACUUCACCCCUUUGAAAAAGCGCAUGAAUACACGAGGGCGCUCAAUGCUGCCAAGCUAGACAAGGUUUUUGCAAAGCCGCUGAUUGGAGCUCUAGAUGGACAUGCCGACAGCGUCUCCUGCAUGGCCAAGAAUCCCCGGAGGCUUAAUUGCCUCCUCUCAGGGUCCAUGGAUGGGGAUAUCCGGUUGUGGGACCUGGCAUAUAGAAGGACCAUCCGGCAGUUCCCUGGUCACCGAGGCGCGGUGACCGGCCUGGCCGUGUCGCAUGAUGGGGAGCACUUCGUGUCGUGUAGCUCUGAUUGCACGGUGCGUCUUUGGAGCUUGCCUCAAACGGAGAUGGGAGAAGCCUCCGGGACAGACAUUGAGACGCAGGAACCAGUGGUUACAUUACAAGGGAAGAAUGGUUUCAGAGCGCUGGACCACCACUGGAAGGGGCCUCUCUUUGCCACGACCGGCGCGCAAGUUGACAUCUGGGAUCACAACAGGUCGGAUCCAAUCAACUCUUUCUCGUGGGGCUCUGAGUCCGUGAUUUCUGUACGAUGGAACCCUGCCGAACCUGACGUGUUCGCCACAACCGGAAGUGACAGGAGUAUCGUCCUGUACGACAUGCGAGUCAGCACCCCGCUCAGGAAGCUGAUCAUGCAGACCCGAUGCAACGCGCUGGCCUGGAAUCCCCGGGAGGCGUUCAACUUCACGGUAGCCAACGAGGACUGCAACUGCUAUACUUACGACAUGCGCAAGAUGAAGAGCGCGCUCUGUGUACAUAAAGACCACGUCUCUGCUGUAAUGGACAUUGACUACUCUCCGACGGGCCGGGAGUUCGUGACGGGCUCGUACGACCGCAGCGUGCGGAUAUUCGAGUACAACGCGGGGCACAGCCGGGAGGUGUACCACACGAAGCGGAUGCAGAGGGUGUUCUGUGCGAAGUUCAGCGGGGACGCUACGUACGUAUUGACGGGCAGUGACGACACCAACAUUCGGAUAUGGAAAGCGAAAGCCUCGGAGCAACUAGGAGUGAAACUGCCACGGGAAAAGGGCAAACAGGCAUACAUGGAAAAAGUGAAGCAGCGGUACAAGUUCCUGCCAGAAAUCAAGCGGAUAGACAGGCAUCGACAUGUACCAAAAGCUAUCUACAAAGCGGAGAAGCUCAGACAAACGGUUGCAAACUCGGAUAGAAGAAAAGACGAUAGAAGGAAGAGGCAUAGUGCACCAGGCUCCAUACCCAACAUCCCCGCCAGGAAAAAGAAGAUUGUACAAGAACUUGAAUGAGGC
Klebsormidium nitens is the source of this 1538-nucleotide messenger RNA. The record is from the annotation of a GenBank genome assembly. NCBI's taxonomy places the organism in Eukaryota, Viridiplantae, Streptophyta, Klebsormidiophyceae, Klebsormidiales, Klebsormidiaceae.